Messenger RNA from Vanrija pseudolonga, 1296 nucleotides. RefSeq lists its product as uncharacterized. The record is from RefSeq and is a predicted model, not a curated record. Bases 1 to 1296 code for a protein of 431 amino acids. Lineage: Eukaryota; Fungi; Basidiomycota; Tremellomycetes; Trichosporonales; Trichosporonaceae. The transcript has a single exon.
AUGUCUGAGUCACUUCCGACGUUGGACACCCAUCCCACCCCAGCGAUACCCCUCCCCCUCCCAACCCCCGAGAACACCGGCCUCAAGAUCAUUCUCGAUGGCAACGGCAAUCACCAUGUCAUGGACAACAUCCUUCGCUUCUGCGACCGUUCGACGCUCUUCGCCUGGCGCCAAGUCAACAGCCGUUUCCAGAACGAGGCCGACUCCAUUCUCGCGCGCCAUGUUGUGUUCCAAUGCCGCACAUACACAACCGGUGACCCCAAUGUUUCAACCUUCGAUUUAGUCGACCCAAUGGGGCGUUCACUGCCUGGAUGGCGAGAGGCGGUGGUCUUCAUUCGUGACGUCCGCUCGAGUUCGCCCCAGGUGAUAUUCGCUCUCACCCAGAUUAGGCUUGGGCGACACGUCAGGAUCCUUGAUUGUCCGCUAGCGUGGGCAACAACGUUUGCCGGCGAUAACCCGCCAGCCACGCCGUUUCCACAUGUGACGGCCUGCCGUAUCUGGUACGAGCAAUUUCCUCGAGACCUCAACCGCUUUGCGAAGCCAGCAUUCACAUACGACCUCGGUCUUCCGGUUGAGUCGACGGCCGUCGUCUUCGGCCAGCUUCACAUCUCCGAUCCAUUCAGUUGUUGUCGAGCGGCGGAUAGGAACCAGCCGCGAAAGGCUGUGUACCACUUCCUACCCCGCUCAGGCGAUAUGGAAUGCCUCGACGGUCCCAUCCUCUACGCCAAGCGCCAACCUCCGCGCUGGGGAGCGCAUACGGCUCUCGUCCUGGUCUUCCCCGCUCUGGACUCUCUGGACGACCCUGAGUGCAAAACCGUCGUUUUCGCCAACAUCUAUUACGUCCUUGAAGCAGCCAAAGCCGCUGGUUGCUCGCCCACAAGCAUCACGUUCGUCGGACUCGAGGCUUUUCUUGAGGAGGACGAUACCCCUAACGGCGACUCAUCGGACGGCACCCCCUCGGGCAGCAACACCUCCAAUGGCCUUCGCUCUGAUCGCACCAAGAGGUUUGACCACAGCCUCGCCGCUCCAAACAUCAUCGACAGGUUGCGAGUUGCCGGUGAUUGGUAUCCCUACGAUCGCCCAGAUGACAAGCAAGGCGAUCGCGGCCCCAUCUGUAAACGGGCUAUUCCCUAUCUUGCCAACCUCAUGGAGACUGGCCGCAUCACCAACCUCUCCCUUGAAGAGUACGCCGCGACGUUGACUGAGAAGCAGCGACUGAUCGAGCUUGUGCCGAGUGCGUCGAACCUGCUCGAGGAGUGGAUACUGUGCGGGGGGAAGUGGACCUUGCGCACUUAG